GACUACGACGGGACUUUGACUCCAAUAGUGGCGGACCCGCGGGAGGCGAAGAUGUCUCCGGCCUUCAGAAAAACUUUAAAGAAGCUCGCGAGGGUCUUCCCCGUCGCUAUUGUCACAGGACGCCGUUUGGAGACCAUUCGCUCUUUCGUCGGCUUAGCAGACGCCCCGGGUCGGCGGGCGUUGAUGUAUGCGGCGAGUCACGGCUUUGAUAUUGAUGCUGCAGGCUUCGGUCUCUGCUUAAGACAUCAGGUCGGCGAGGCAAGUGUCUCCGCACUCCGCUCUGCUGUUGCUGCUCUCCUCGCUCAAGUGGGCCCAGUGAAGGGUCUCUAUGUAGAAGACAACUACUUCUCAGUCUCCAUACAUUACAGACACUGCGCGGAGUAUCGUGAGGUGAUAGAAGCAGCAGUAGACAAAGUGCUGCUGUCUUAUCCUAUGCUGAAGAAAUGCUUAGGCUUAGAGUUGUUUGAUAUUCGGAUAGCAGCAGAGUGGGGCAAGGGCAGCGCUAUCUCUUGGAUUCUGCAUGCACUCGGCCUCAACGGAAGCAGCAGAGAUGUAUGCAUCUUCUUACUCAGUCGCCCUCCUCUUGCUGCUGCUUAUCCUGCUGCUGCUCCUGCUGCUCAUGCUGCUGAUGCUGCUGAUGCUGCUGAUGCUGCUGAUGCUGCUGAUGCUGAUCUUGCUGCUGCUUAUCCUGCUGCUGCUCCUGCCGCUGAUGCUGCUGAUGCUGCUGAUGCUGAUCUUGCUGUUGCUUAUUCUGAUGCUGCUGAUGCUGCUGAUGCUGACCUUGCUGCUGCUUUUGCUGCCGCUGCUGAUGCUGCUGAUGCUGCUGAUGCUGCUGAUGCUGCUGCUGAUGCUGCUGCUUAUGCUGCUCUUCCUGCUACUCCUGAUGCUGCUGUUGUUGCUGACGCUGCUGAUGCUGCUCUUGAUGCUUAA
Molecule: messenger RNA, 930 nt
Organism: Eimeria acervulina
Lineage: Eukaryota; Apicomplexa; Conoidasida; Eucoccidiorida; Eimeriidae
Product: Trehalose-phosphate phosphatase, related
Exons: 4
Biological process (GO): trehalose biosynthetic process
Molecular function (GO): trehalose-phosphatase activity
Source: RefSeq, a predicted model, not a curated record